Molecule: messenger RNA, 279 nt
Organism: Prunus armeniaca (apricot)
Lineage: Eukaryota; Viridiplantae; Streptophyta; Magnoliopsida; Rosales; Rosaceae
Source: the annotation of a GenBank genome assembly
AUGGCAUCUCUCUCUUCCUCAAGGAACUCCUCCUGGACACCAAAGCAGAACAAAUUAUUUGAGAAGGCUCUGGCUGUGUAUGACAAGGACACACAAGACCGCUGGCAUAAUGUGGCCAAGGCUGUGGGUGGAAAAUCUGUAGAGGAAGUAAAGAGGCACUAUGAGAUUCUGGUGCAGGAUCUCAUGCAUAUAGAAUCUGGCCAAGUCCCAAUACCCAAUUAUAAGGGCACUGGAAGCAGCGGCAGCAGAGGAAUUGGUGAUGAGCAGAGUGGUAUCUAG